This is a messenger RNA of Miscanthus lutarioriparius, 534 nucleotides long. The record is from the annotation of a GenBank genome assembly. NCBI's taxonomy places the organism in Eukaryota, Viridiplantae, Streptophyta, Magnoliopsida, Poales, Poaceae.
AUGGACAAGUUGCUGCAAUUCGGGCGGAAGGCAUGGUUCAUCGUCCGGGUGAUGUCUGGUCACGAGGAAAGGAGGAUCCGGUCCUACAGGCUGCAGCUGCAGAAGCGCCUCGAGAUGGCAACAAGUAGUAGCACCUUUAUGUCAUGCAAAUCAGUGGUCUGUUCCAAAAACUAUUUCACUUACAGUGGAAGGAAAAUGGCACAAGCUAGAAAGGAGGAGCUGCGGAAACAGCCAGAACAAGUUAUCUUAUCGGAGGUUCGUCAAGUGGUUCAGCAGAUGCAAGUUCUAAACCAGCACCUUGACGAAGCUGAAGCUGCUAUCGAUGAAUAUUUUAAACCAAUUGACAAGAAUGCUAAAAUCAUAGCGGAUCUGCAGUUGGAGAAAGAGGAAAAGCAAAUGAAGGAGAUGGCAAAAGUUAUGCAGGAACAAAUAAAAAUGCAAAGAGAAAUCACAAUGAAAAGAGCUGAGGCUGCAAGCGUCGAGUCUAAUGAUACUGGAGUCGGUGAAAAAGUGGCUGAAAUCCCUCCGAAAUAA